AUGCUGAAGGUUCCAGAGUGCCAGCUGUCAGACGACCUGGGGAGCCUGUGGGAGUGUUCUCGCUUCACUGACUGUUCCCUCUAUGUGGGGGGGCAGGAGUUCAAGGCACACAAAUCCAUCCUGGCAGGUAAGACCCAGGCAAUACCUCUCUAACAAUACCAGCAACAACCAGCUCACUACCAGCUCUCUAACCAGCUCACUACCAGCAACAACCAGCUCUCUACCAGCAACAACCAGCUCACUACCAGCAACAACCAGCUCUCUACCAGCAACAACCAGCUCACUACCAGCAACAACCCUAACCCUGGGUUGUAACCCCUCCCCCUAACUCUGACACCCCUCCUUCCCCUCCACUCCACUAGUAACAGCAGUAACACCUGGGUUCAUAUGGGGCUCUCCUGCCCUCCCUUACCUCAGCCGUCCCAGCUGUGCUGACUGAAGGAUAUGGAUAGAUUCCUUCACUGCUUUAGACAUGGCAGCAGUUUGGUAAAGAAUGCCUUGAAUCACGACGUAGACAUACUAAUGUUGUUUUUACUUCUUUGGUUGACAGCGAGAUCUCCCGUCUUUAGCGCCAUGUUUGAACAUGAGAUGGAGGAGAGUAAAAAGGUGUGUAGUUUUAUUGAGAAUGACCUGAUGUGAACGCAUUGUGUUGCGCUGCUACUACUGUAUUUAUCAUAGUCAUAGUAACACAAUGAUACUGUGUCUAUGUGACCUGUCUCAGAACCGUGUGGACAUCAGUGAUGUGGACCCAGAUGUGUUUAAGGAGAUGAUGGGAUUCAUCUACACAGGGAAAGCUCCCAACCUGGAGAAGAUGGCCGACAACCUGCUGGCAGCUGCUGACAAAGUAAGACUGCCAGCAUGUAAUGUAGCUAGUCGUUAUUGGCAACCCUAACCCUAACCCUAACCCUAACCCUAACUCUAACUCUAACUCUAAACCUAACCCUAACUCUAACCCUAAACCUAACCCCUAACCCCUAACCCCUAACCCCUAGCCCCUAAACCCUAACCCUAACCCCUAACCCCUAACCCCUAACCCCUAACCCUAACCCUAGCCCCUAACCCAACCCCAACCCCAACCCUAGCCCCUAGCCCCUAACCCUGCCCCUAGCCCCUAACCCUAACCCCAGAUGUAACAGUAGCCUGUGGAUAUACUGCUAACGAGUCAUUUCAAAUGAUAAUCCAAUUAGUUUAAAAAUGUUAAAUAAUCCGCAUGGUUGGGGAGACUGUAACCCUACAACUCUGCUCUCUCUGUGGAGAACAACGAUGUCAACCUUUGUCCUAUAAAGAUUAUGAACUCAUAAAACAUCGUGAUAUAUGAUGGUGUUUCCCCCCUAUUGGCCAACCCCCCCCCCCCCCCCCCCCAAAAGAAAAAACCGUUGGGCUAUAGCGCAAAAUUACAUGAUACAACUGGACGAAUCAUGAUGAAAGAUAUGGUUGUUGAAAGCCUGGACGAAUCAUGAUGAAAGAUAUGGUUGUUGAAAGCCUGGACGAAUCAUGAUGAAAGAUAUGGUUGUUGAAAGCCUGGACGAAUCAUGAUGAAAGAUAUGGUUGUUGAAAGCCUGGACGAAUCAUGAUGAAAGAUAUGGUUGUUGAAAGCCUGGACGAAUCAUGAUGAAAGAUAUGGUUGUUGAAAGCCUGGACAAAUCAUGAUGAAAAGAUAUGGUUGUUGAAAAGCCCUGGACGAAUCAUGAUGAAAGAUAUGGUUGUUGAAAGCCUGGACGAAUCAUGAUGAAAGAUAUGGUUGUUGAAAGCCCUGGACGAAUCAUGAUGAAAGAUAUUGGUUGUUGAAAGCCUGACGAAUCAUGAUGAAAGAUAUGGUUGUUUGAAAGCCUGGACGAAUCAUGAUGAAAGAUAUGGUUGUUGAAAGCCUGGACGAAUCAUUAAGAUAUGUUGUUGAAACCUGGAGAUCAUGAAGAUAUGGUUGUUGAAAGCCUGGACGAAUCAUGAUGAAAGAUAUGGUUGUUGAAAGCCUGGACGAAUCAUGAUGAAAGAUAUGGUUGUUGAAAGCCUGGACGAAUCAUGAUGAAAGAUAUGGUUGUUGAAAGCCUGGACGAAUCAUGAUGAAAGAUAUGGUUGUUGAAAGCCUGGACAAAUCAUGAUGAAAGAUAUGGUUGUUAAAAACCUGGCCCGAACCCAUGAUAAAAAUAUGGUUUUUUUUAAAGGGCCUGGACAAUCAUGAUGAAAGAUAUGGUUGUUGAAACCUGGACGAAUCUUUAAUAAAGAUAGGGUUGUUAAAACCCCGGGAAAAAUCAUGAUGAAAGAUAGGGUUGUUGAAAGCCGGGAAAGAAUAAAUGAGGGGAAAGAUAGGGUUUUGUUGAAAGCCUGGACAAUCAUGAAAAAAAGAUUUUGGUUUUUGAAAGCCGGACGAAUCAUUUGAAAGAUAGGGUUUUUGAAAGCCUGGACGAAUCAUUUUAAAGAUUGGUUUUUGAAACCCCUGGACGAAUCAUGAUAAAAGUUUGGGUUUGUUGAAAGCCUGGACAAUCAUGAUGAAAGUUUGGGUUUUGUUAAAACCUGGACAAAUAAAAAAAAAUUGAAGAUAGGGUUUGUUGAAUGCCGGGAAAGAAUCAUGGGAAAGAUAUGGUUUUUUUGAAACCCUGGACGAAUCAUGAUAAAAAUUUUUGGUUGUUAAAUGCCGGGACAAAAGGCUAAGGGGCGGAAAAAUUUUUUUCUAAAUUCGUUUCUGGUGGAGGAGUUUCUCAUGGAGGGGGGAGUGUGAGUGUGAGGGGUGAGUUUUUUUUGUGUGUGUGUGUUUUGGUGUGGUGUGUGGGGGUUUUAAUGGGGACGAUCCGGGUUUGGGCAAAUUUCCAGUAAAACUGGCGUCUUACUGGGGGGUUUUAUAAAAUGACCCUCAUCCCUCAUAAAGCGGGGUUUUGAGAAUAUCCUGUCUAGGGCAAAAAGAACCCACUUUAAAUUAUUUUUUUAUUUUGAAAACAGCCCCCUUUGGGACAAAAACCUCUUGGGCUUUAAAAAUUUUGGGGAAAUAAGCUACUGUAAUAACUUUAACUGGUCUUAAAGCUUAAUGAGGGGCCCAGUAGCAAGAAGGUUUUUGCCCUCUCUCUCUCUCAGUAUAAAUGAUGGGUUUAUUGCUCUCUCUCUCCCCUUUAGGGGGAUAGGUUAGUUGGUCUCUCCCCUCUCUCAAUAGGAGGAUAUUUUUAUUGUCUCCUCUCUCUCAUUAGGAGGAUGGGUUUAAAUUGUCUCCCUCCUCUAAAUGGGAAGGAUGGUUUUUGGGCUUCCCUCAGUAUGAUGAUGGGUUUGUCUCUCUCAGUAGGGGGAUAGGUUUUUGGGUCUCCUCUCAGUGGAAAAUAGAUUUUUGCCCUCUCUCUCAGUAGGAUGGUUUAAAUUGUCUUCUCCCCCCAAGUGGGAAAUGAUAGUUAUUGUCUCUCAUAGGUGGUUUGUCUCUCUCCCCAUUGGGAUAAAUUAGUUUUUGCCCUCCUCUCAGUAUGAUGAUAUUUGUCUCUUUUCUCAGUAGGAGGAUAGGUUUUGUUCCUCUCUUCUCAUAGGGGGAUAGGUUUUGUCUCUCUCUCAGUAGGAGGAUUUUUAAAUUGUUUCUCUCCAGUGGGAGGAUAUUUUUUUGCCCUCUCCCCUCUUGGGAGGAUGGGUUUUUAUUGUCUCUGCCCUCAUAGGGGGAUGGUUUUUGGUCUCUCUCUCAUUAGGAAAAAGGGGUUAUUGUCUCUCUCAGGAAAAGGUAGGUUUUUUUCUCUCUCUCUCUCAGUGGGGAGGAUGGGUUUGUCCUCUCAGUGGAGGAUUUUUUAAUUCUCCCCUCUCAUUUGGGAGGAUGAUUUUUUGGUCUCUCUCUCGUAGGGGGAUAGAUUAUUGUUCUCUCCAGUAAAUGGAUAGUUUUUGUCUUUCUUUCUCAUUAUUAGGAUGGGUUUUUUGUCUCUGUCCCCGUAGGGGGAUAGGUUUUUGGUCUCUCUCUCAUGGGAAAUAAAGGGUUUAUUGUCUCUUUUCCUCAGAAAGGAGGAAAAAGGUUAUUGUCUCCGGGAAAAGGGAAAGGGGUUUUGUCUCUCUCUCCCCCAAUUAGGGGAUGGUUUUGUCUCUCUAAAGGAGGAUAGUUUAUUGUUCUUUUCCCCGUAGGAGGAUAUUUUUGUCUCUCUCCCCGUAGGAGGAUAGGUUUUUGGUUUUCUCCUCAGUGGGAAAGGCAUUUUUAUUGUCUUUUCAGAAAAAGGAUAGGUUAUUGCCCUCUCGCUCUCUCAGUAGGAGGAUGGGUUGGGUUCUCCCCAGUAGGAGGAUAAUUAUUGUCUCUCUCUCAGUAGGAGGAUAAUUGUCUCUCUCUCAGAAAGAAGGAUGGGUUAUUGUCUUUUUUUUUCUCAUUUAGGGGAUAGGUUUUGGUCCUCUGUCUCAGAGGGGGAAAUGGGUUUAUUGUCCCAUUAGGGGGAAUUUUUUUAUUGUCUCUCUCUCAGUAGGGGGAAAUAGGUUAUUGCCCUCUCUCUAAAUAGGAGGAAUUUUUAUUGUCCCCUCUAAAAGGAAAAAGGGAUGGGUUAUUGCCCUCUCUCUUAGGAUGAUAGGUUAUUCUAUCUCUCUUCUCAGUGGAUGAUGGGUUUUGUCCCUUUUCCCCUUUUUAAUGAGUUUGGUUUUAUUGUCUCUCCCCAGAAAGGAGGUGGGUUUAUUGUCUCCUCUUUCGGGUAGGGGGGAUAGGUUAUUGUUCUCUCAGUAAGGAUGGGUUUUAUUGUCCCUCCCGGGAAAGGGAAAGGGUUAUUGCCCUCUCAUUGGAUAUGGUUUUUUCCCUCUCUCGUAGGGGGAUAGGUUUUUUUGUCUCGGGCAGUAGGGGGAUCGGUUUUUCUCUCUCAGUAGGGGGAAUUUUAUUUUCUUGUUAAAUUGGGAGGAUAGGUUAUUCUAUUCCCCCUCAUAGGGGGAAAUUUUGUUUUGUCUCUCCCCCCCUUUUAGGAGGAUUGGUUUUUUGGGCCCCUCUCUCGGGAAGGAAAUAAAUGGGGUUAAAUUGUUCUCGGGAGGGGAAAGGUUUUGUCUCCCCUCUCUCUCAGUAGGAGGAUAGGUUUUUCUCCCCUCUCAGUAGGAGGUUUAAUUUUUGGGCCCUCGCCCCUCAGUAGGAGGAUGUUUAAAUUGCCCUCUCCCCUCGUAGAAGGUAGGUUAUUGUCUUUUUUUUCCCUCAGUUGGGGGGAUUUUUUUAUUGCCCCUCUGUCUCGUGGGAAAGGGAUGGGUUUUAUUUUUUCGGGAGGGGGAAAGUUAUUGUUUUCUCUCUCAGUGGGAGGAUAGGUUUUGUCCUCCCCUCUCAGUAGGAGGAUGGGUUAUUGUCUUUUGUCUCAGUGGAGGAUGGUUUUUUGGGUCUCUCUCUCAGUAGGGGGCAUAUUUUUUUGUCUCCCCGGAAAAGGAUAGGUUUUUGCCCCUCCCCCCUCUCUCAUAGGGGGGAUGGGUUGUCUCUCAGUUGGGAAAAGGUUUUAUUAUUGUCUCUCUCUCAUUAGGGGGAUGUUUGUCUCUCCCCUCAGUAGAAGGAAAAGGUUAAAUUGUUUUUUUUUCCCUCUUAGGAGGAUAGGUUAUUGCCCUCUGUCCCAGAAAGGAGGUUUGGUUUUGUCUCAGUAGGGGGAAAUAGGUUUUUGGGUCUCUCUCUCAGAAAGGAGGAUGGGUUAUUGUCUCUCUCAGGAAAAGGGGAUAGGUUAUUGUCUCCCCCGUAGGUGAUAGGUUAUUCUAUCUCUCCCUCUCCCCUUAGGAUGAUGGGUUUUAUUGUCUCUCUCUCAGUAUGGGGUUUGGUUUUUUGUCCUCCCCAGAAAGGAAAGUGGGUUAUUGUCCUCUUCUUGCUUGGGGAGGAUUUUGUUUUUGCCCUCUCUCAGUAGGGGGUAGGUUAUUUUUCCCCUCUCAGAGAAGGAUGGUAUUGUCUCUCAGUAGGAUGAUAGGUUUUGUCUCUCUCAGUAGGGGGUCGGUUUUGUCUCUCCCCAAGUGGAGGGGGGGUUUUUGUCUCUGUCUCAGAAAGGAGGAUGGUUAUUCUACUCUCUCUCAGUAAAGGAUAUUUUUAAUUGUCUCUUUUCCCCAUUAGGGGGAAAUUUUUUUUUUUUUUUUGGUCUCUCUCUCAGAAGGAUGAUGGGUUUUAUUGUCUCUCAGGAAAGGAUAGGUUUUUUGGGUCCCUCUCUCCCAUAGGAGGAUGGGGUUGUCUUUUUCUCAGUGGAGGAUUUUAUUUUUUCGCUCCAGGGGGGGGGGAAAAGAUUAUUGUCUCUCCUCUUUUUAGAAAGGAUAUUUUUUAAUUGUCUUUCUUUCUCAGUAGGAGGAUGGGUUUUUUGGGUCUCUGUCUCAGUAGGAGGAUGGUUAUUUCUCGUAGGAAAAUGGGUUUUAUUGUCUCUCUCCCCGUAAAAAGGAUAGGUUAUUGUCUCUCUUUUUCCUUUGUAGGAGGAUGGGGUUUUUGUCUCUUCCUCAGUAGGGGAUGGUUUAAAUUGUCCCCCUCAGGAGAAGGAUGGGUUGUCCAGAAAGGAGAAUGGGUUAAAUUGUCUCUCUCUCUCAUUAGGGGGAAGGGGUUGUCCUCUCAGGGGGAGGAUAGGUUUUUGGGCCCUCUGCAUAGGAGGUAUUUUAAAGGUGUCUCUCAGUAGGAGGAUGGGUUUUUGCCUCCCCUCAGUAAAAGAUGGGUUUAAAUUGUAUCUCUCAUUAGUAGGGAUGGGUUUUAUUGUUUUUGUGUCAGUAGGGGGAAAUAGGUUUUGUCUCUCUCCCCGGGGGAGGAUAGGUUAUGUCUCCUCCCCGGGAGGAGGAUGGGUUUUUAUUGUCUCUAAAAAGAAGGAUAGGUUAUUGUCUCUCUGUCAUUAAGAUGGUUUUUGUCCUGGGGUCGUGGAGGAUAUUUUUAUUUUUCCUCUCUCAGUGGGAAAGGAUAGGUUAUUGUCUCUCCCUCUCUCCUCCCCCCCCCCCAGUGGAGGAUGGUUAUUGUCUCUCCAUAGGAGGAUAGGUUAUUGCCUCUCUCUCCUUAGGAGGAUAGGUUUUGCCUCUCCCCGUAGGAGGAUUGUUAUUGUCCUCAGUAAAGGGAUAGGUUUUUUUGUCUCUCUCUCGUAGGAGGAUAGGUUUUUGGUCUCUUCCCCGUAGGGGGAUAGGUUUUGUUUUCUACUCGGAGGAUAUUUUAAUUGUCUCUCCCCCUUCAUGGGAAGGAUAUUUAUUGUUUUUUUCCCCUCGAAAGGGGGGAUGGGGUUAUUGCCCCUCUCUAGGGGAAAAGGAUAGGUUAUUGUCUCGGUCUCAUAGGAGGAAGGUUAUUGCCCUCUCUCUCCCGUAGGGGGAUGGGGUUUUUGUCCCCUCUCAUAAAAGGAGGUUGUCCCCAGAAAGGAAAAUUUUUUUUAUCUCUCAUUAGGGGGAUAUUUUUUUAUCUCUCUCAGUAGGAGGAUAGGUUUUUUUGGGUCUCUUUUCAGUACCCGGUUUAAUUUUAUAGUCUUUUCCCGUGGGAAAAUUUUGGUUUUUGAUCUCUCAUUAGGGGGAUACGUCAUUACCCCCUUCUCUUUUCCUCUCUCUCUCAGUAGGAGGUGGGUUUUUAAUGUCCCUUCCCCAGUAGGAGGAUGGUUAAUGUCCUCCCCCCGUAGGAGGAUAGGUUAUUUUACUCCGGUAGGGGGAAAGGUUUUUUCUCUCUCCUUUGGGAGGAAAAAUUUUAUUUUUCCCCCUCUGUCAUGGGAGGAUAGGUUUUUUGUUCCUCUCAGUAAAAGGAAAAACUUUUCCUCUCUCGGGAGAAGGUUUGGUUAUUGUCUCUCCCCUCAGAAAAGGGAAAGGGGAAAUUGCCCUCUCUCUCAUAGGAGGAUAUUUUGUUCUCUCUCAGUGGGAAAAGGAUGGGUUUAUUUGCCUCUCUCAUUGGGAGGUGGUUAAAUUGGGCCCUCUGCCUCGUAGGAGGUUUGGUUAUUGUCCCCUGUCUCGGGUAGGAGGAUGGGUUUUUUUCCAUGGGGAGGAUAUUUUUAUUGUCUCUCUCAUUAGAGUUAGGUUUAUUGUCUCUCCCCAGAGGGGGAUUGGUUAUUGUCUUUUUUAGUGAAAAUAGGUUUUUGUCCCCCCUCUCAGAAAGAGGAUGGGUUUUUAUUGUCCCCUCUCAGUAGGGGGUUUGGUUAUUGUCUCCUCUCCCCCCGUGGGGGGAUGGGUUUUAUUGUCUCUCCCCUCAUUGGGGGGAAAAGGUUUUUUUGUCCUCUCUCCUCAGUAGGGGAUGGGUUUUUGUCUCUCUCAUAGGAGGAUAGGUUUUUGGGUCUCUGUCUCAUUAGGGGGAUGGGUUUUAUUGUCUCUGCCCUCAGAAAGGAGGAUAGGUUUUUUUUCAGUAGAGGAUAUGUUAUUGCCCUCUCUCGAAAGGAGGGUGGGUUUUAUUUCCUCGCUCCCCCCUCAUAGGGGGAUAGGUUUUUGUCUCUCUUUUCAGUAAGGUGGGUUAUUGUCUCCUCUCAGUAGGGGUUUGGGUUUUUUUGGGUCUCUCUCGGGGAAAAAGAAAAGGUUGUCUCAGUAGGAGAAAAAGGUUAUUGUCUCUUCCAGUAGGGGGUUUAAGUUAUUGUCUCUCCUAGGAGAAUAUUUUAUUGUAUCUCUCAUGGGAGGAUACUUAUUAUCUCUUUUCUCUCUCAGUGGAGGAUAGGUUAUUUUUUCCUCUGUCUCAGUAGGAGGGUGGUUUUUUGUCUUCUCUCCUCGUAGAGGGAUAGGUUUUUGGGUCUCUCCCCUCCCCUCAGUAGGGGGAUAGGUUAGUGUCUCUUUUUUGGUCAGUGGGAAAGGAUUGUUUUUGUCUCUGUCUCAGUGGAGGAAAAGGUUAUUGUCUCUGUCUCAGUAGGGGGAUGGGUUUUAUUGUCUCAUAAAAAAGGAAAAUUUUUUUUUGUCCUCUCAUGGGGGAGGAUGGGUUUUGUCUCCCCUCUCAGUAGGAGGAUAGGUUAUUGUCCCUCUCGGGUAGAAAGAUGGUUUUAUUGCCCCUCCCCCCCAGUAGGAGGAUGGGUUAAAGGGUUUCUUUUCCCAUUAAAAGGGAUGGGUUAAAUUGUCUUCCCCAGGAGAAGGAUGGGUUUCUCAGUAGGAAUAGGUUAUUGUUUUCUGUCUCAGUAGGGGGAUGGGUUAUUGUCUCAUGGGGGAAUGUUAUUGUCUUUUCCCCAGUUUUAGAUAGGUUUUUGUUUUCCCCUCUCAGGGAGGAUAUUUUUAUUGUCUCUCGCUCAUAGGAGGGUGGGUUAUUGUCCUCCCCCCUCUCAGUAGGAGGGUGGGGUUAAAUUGCCCUCUCUCAGUAGAAGGAUGGUUUAUUGUCUUUUCUCCCCAAAUUAAAGGAUAGGUAUUGUCUCUCUCUCUCUCCCCCCAGUUGGAGGAUGGGUUUUAAAUUUUCCCCUCUCUCAGUCCCAAAGGAUAGGUUUUUUGUCUCUCGGGUCAGUGGGAGGAUGGGUUUUAUUUUCCCUGCCUCAGAGGAGGUAGGUUUUUUUGUCUCUCUCAGAAAGGCAGGAUAAUUUUUGUCUCUCCGUAGGAGAAAAAGGUUUUUGUCUCUCUCCCCCGGGAAAGGAAAGGAUGGGUUUUUUGUCUUUUUUCCCCCUUAGGAGGAUAGGUUUUUUGUCCCUGUCUCAGUAGGAGGAUGGGUUAUUGUCUCUUUUGUCAAAAGGAGGAGGUUAUUGUCUCUUUUUGUCGUAGGAGGUUUGGUUUUGUUUUCUCUAAAUGGAGGAUGGGUUUUAUUGUCUCUCUCUCAUUAGGGGGAAUAGGUUUUUUGUCUCUCCCCUCUCGUAGGAGGAUGGGAAAUUGUCCCCUCCUCCCCUCUCAUAGGAGGAUGGGUUUUUUCUAUCUCUGUAGGAGAUAGGUUAUUGCCCCUCUCUUCAAUAGGAUGUAGGUUAUUGUCCCUCCUCGGGUAGGGGGUGGGUUUUAUUGCCCCUCUCUUUUCAUUGGGAGGAUAGGUUUUUUGUCCUCUCUCCCCCAGUGGGAAAUGUGGGUUUUUUUCUCUCUCUCAGUAGGAGGAUGGGUUUUAUUCUCUUCUCCUCUCAGUGGAGGAUGGUUUUUUGUCCUUUUGCCCAGUAGGGAUAGGUUGUUGCCCUCUCUCUCUCAAAAGGAUAAUGGUUAUUCUCUUCUCAGUAGGGGGAGGGUUUAUUCCUUCUCCCCUCUCGUGGGAGGAAGGUUAGGUCUCUCUCAUGGGUUUAAUGGGUUUUUUUCCCUCCCCUAAAAGGGAUGGGUUAAAUUUGUCCCUCUCUCUCAGAAAAAAGGAAAGGGUUUAAAUUGUCUCUCUCUCAGUAGGAGGAUAGGUUUUUACCCUUUUCUCAGUAGGGGAAAAUUUUAUUGUCUCUCUCUCAGGGGAGGAUAGGUUUUUUUGUCCCCUGUCUCAGUAGGGGGAUGGUUUUGUCUUUUUGUCUCAGUGGGGGAAAUGGGUUUAUUAUCUCUCCAGUAGGGGGAUGGGUUUUUUGUCUCUCUCUCUCAGUAGGGGGUGGGUUUAUUGUCUCGGCCCUCAGUGGGAGGAUGGGGUUUUGCUCUGUCUCAAAAAGGGGAUAGGUUUUUUGGGUCUCUGCCCCUCAGUAGGAGGAUAGGUUAUUAUCUCUCUCAGUGGGAGGAUAGGUUUUUGGGGUCCUCUCUCAGUAGGGGGUUUUUAAUGUUUUGGGCUCUCUCUCAUAGGAGGUUUGGUUUUUGGGUCCCCUGCCCUCAGUAGGAGGAUAGGUUUUGUCUCUGUCCAGAAAGGGGGAAUUGGGUUUUGUCCUCGGGCUCAAGGAGGAUAGGUUAUUGUCUCUCUCCCCAUUAAAGGAAAAGGUUUUACCCCUCUCUCAUAGGGGAUUUUUAUUGCCUCUCAUUAGGAGGAUAUUUAUUGUCUCUGUCUCAUUGGGGGGAAAGGGUUUUUGGUUUUGUCUCAUAGAAGGAUAGGUUUUGUCUCUGCCCCUUUGGGAGGAUGGGUUUUAUUGCCCUCUGUCUCAGUAAAAGGAUGGGUUUAUUGUCUCUCUCUCAGUGGGCAGGAUGGGUUUAAAUUGUCUCUCUCAUUUAAUUAUGAUGGGUUUUAUUCUCUCAGGGGGAAGGAAAGGGGGUUUUUCCUCCUCUCUCCCCGUAGGAGGAUAGGUUUAUUGUCUCUCUCAUUUGGGGGGGGGGAUAUGGUUUUUCUCUCAGUAGGAGGAUAGGUUAUUGUCUCCUCCUCUCUCCCCAGAGGGGGGAAAUGGGUUUUUUUUUCUCUCUCCCCAUUUGGGGAGGAUGGGUUUUGGGUCUCCUCUCUCUCAGUAGGGGGAUAGGUUUUUUCCCCUGUCAGUGGGUUUAUAGGUUAUUGUCCCCUCUCUCUCUCAGUAGGGGAUAGGUUUUGUCUCUGCCCUCAGUAGAGGAUAGGUUAUUGCCCUCUCUCUCAUUGGGCAGGAUGGGUUUUUGUCCCCUCUCUCAGUAGCGGAAUAGGUUUUUUGGGUCUCUGUCUCCCAGAAAGGGGAAAAGGUUAUUGCUCUCUCUCAGUAGGAGGAUGGGUUUAUUGUCCUCUCUCUCAGUAGGGGGGUUAGGUUUUGUUUUCUCUCCCCCUAGGAGGAUAGGUUUUGCUCCCCUCUCAGUAAGUUGGUUAUUUUUUUCUCUCUCAUUAGGGGGAUGGGUUUUUAUUGUUUUUUGUCUCAUAAAAGGGAAAAGGUUUUUUGUCUCUCUCUCUCAUUGGGGGAUGGGUUUUAUUGUCUCUCUCCCCCCAGAAAGGAGGAUAGGUUAUUUUCCCUCCCCUCAGUAGGAGGUUUGGGUUUUUUUGUCUCAGUAGGAGGAUGGGUUUUAUUGUCUCUCUCAUAGCAGGUAAGUUUUGUCUCUCUGUGGGAGAAUGGGUUUAUUGUCUCUCUCUCAGUAGGAUAUAGGUUUUUGUCCUCUCCCCGUAGGGGGAUGGGUUUAAAUUGGGGUCUCUGUCUCAGUGGGGGAUAGUUUAUUGUCCGGGUCUCAAAUUUAGGGGUAGGUUAUUGUCUCUCUCUCUCAUAGGGAUAGGUUAUUGUCUCUCUCUCCCCUCUCUCCCCAGUAGGAGGAUGGGUUUUUUUGUCUCUCUCAGAAAAGAAAGGGUAGGUUUAUUGUCUUCCUCAGUAGGAGGAAAGGUUAUUGUCUCAGUAGGAGGAUGGUUUUUUGCCUCUCUCAAAAGCAGGAUAAUUUAUUGUCCCCUCUGAAAGGAGAAUAGGUUUUUUGUCUCUCUCUCAGUAGGGGGAUAGGUUAAUUGUCUCUGUCAUGGGAGUAGGUUAUUGUCUUUUCCUGUCGGGUAGGAGGAUAGGUUAUUUGUCCCCCCCAUAGCAGGAUAGGUUUUGUCUCUCUCAAUGGGAGGAUAGGUUAUUGUCUCUCUGCCCUUUUUAGGAGGAUGGGUUAUUGCCCUCUCUCAGUAGGGGAUGGUUUUUUGGGCUCCCCAAAUAGGGGGAAUUUUUAAUUGUCUCCUGCAGUGGGAGGGAUGGGUUUUUUUGUCUCUCUCUCCAUAAAAAAUCAUAGGUUAUUGUCCCCUCUCUCUCAUUGGGAAAGGGUGGUUUUUGCCCUUCUCUCUCUAUGGAGGAUGGGUUUUUUAUUGCCUCUCUCUCAGUGGAGUUUUGGUUAAAUUGGGUCUCUCUCUCAGUAGAAGGAUAUGUAAUUGUCUCUCUCAGUGGGAGGAUAUGUUUUGUCUCUUCUCAGUAGGGGGUAGGUUUUGUCUCUCUCUCCAGAAAGGGGGAAGGUUAUUGCCCUCUCUCUCAGUAUAGGAUGGGUUUUUUGUCUCCUCUCAGAAAGGCGGAUGGGUUUAUUUUUCUCUGCCCUCGUAGGGGGGAAGGGGUUAAAUUGCUCUGCCCUCAUUAGGGGGGGGGGGGGAGGUUUUUUUGGGUCUCUCUCUCAGUAGGAGGUUUAGGUUUUUUUGCCCUCCCCUCCCUCAGUGGGAGGAUAGUUUUGCCUCUCUCCCCUCUCUCAGUAGGGGGAUAGGUUUUUUGUCUCCUCUGGGUUUCCGGGAUAGGUUAUUGUCUCUCUCCCCGUAGGGGGAUGGGUUUAGGGGCCCUCAGUAGGGGAUGUUUUAUUGUCUCUCUAAAGAAAGCAGGAUUUUAAAUUGUUCUCUGUAGAAAAAUGGGGUUUUUUGUCUCUCCCCCUCCUAGGAGAAAUAGGUUUUGUCUCUCUCCCGUAGGCGAUAUUUAUUGUCUCUGCCCUCAGUAGGAGGAUGGUUAUUGUUUCGGGUUUUCAUUAGGGGGGGGGGGGGGUUUAUUGUCUCUCUCUCUCUCUUUAGGGGGAUAUUUUAUUGCCCUCUCUCUCUCUCUUUUCAUGGAGAAAAGGUUUUGUCUCCCCUCUCAGUAGCGGGAUAGGUUAUUGCUCCUCUCAGUAGGGGGAUAGGUUAUUGUUUUCGUGGGAAAGGAUGGGUUUAAAUUGUCUCCCCUCAGUACAGGAUAAUUAUUGUCUCCUGUAAGAAUAGGUUUUGUCUCUCUCAGUAAAAGAUAAUUAAAUUGUCUCGGUCAUUUAGGAGGUAGGUUUUUCCUGUCAGUAGGAUGAUGGGGUUUUGGGUUCUCUCUCAGUAGGGAUGGUUAUUGUCUCUCUCUCAGUAGGAGGAUGGUUAUUUUUCUUUUGGGCAGUAGGAGGAAUGGGUUUUAUUGUCUCCUCAUAGUGGAUGGGUUUAAUUGCCCUCUCUCAAUGGGAGGAUGGGUUUAUUGUCUCUCUGUCAUUGGGAGGUAGUUUAGGGGGCCCUUCUCUGUAGGAAAAUUGUUAUUGUCUCUCUCUCUUAGGGGGAAAGGGUUUAUUGUCCCCCUUGUCCAGUAGGGGGGAUGGGUUUUAUUGCCCCUCUCUCAGUAGGAGGAUGGGGUUUAUUUCUCUCUAAAUAGGGGAUAGGUUUUUUUUCCCUCUCGUCAGUAGGGGGAAAAGGGUUAUUGUCUCUCUCCUCAGGGGAAAGGUAGGUUUUUUUCUCUCUCUCUCAAAAAUGGGGAUGGGUUUAUUGUCUCUGUCCAGUAGGAGGAUAGGUUUAUUGUCUCUCUCUCAUUAAGGAUAUUUAAUUGUCUCUGUCUCAGUAAAAGGAUAGGUUAUUUUCCUCUCUCUCUCAUGGGAUAUGGGUUUGGGUCUCUCUCUCAGUAGGAGGAUGGUUUUAUUGCUCUCUCCAUGGGCGGAUAGGUUAUUGUCUCUGCCCUCAUAGGAAGGAUAGGUUAUUGUCUCUGUCUCAGUAGGAGGGUGGUUAUUGUCCCCCUCCCCAGUAGGAGGAUAGGUUUUUUGGGUCUCCCCUCUCAGUAAAAAAAUAGGUUUUAUUGCCCUCUCUCUCUCAGUAAGGAUGGGGUUAUUGUCUCUCUUCAGUAGGGGGUGGGUUAUUGUCUCAUUUGGGGGAUAGGUUUUUGUUCUCUCAGUAGAAAGGAUAAGUUAUUGUCUCGGGUAGGAAAUGGGUUUAAAUUGGGCCCCUCUCUCAGACCGGAUAAGGUAUUGUCUCUCGUAAAGAAUGGGUUUUUUUUCUCUGUCCAGUGGAGGUUUGGUUAUUGUUUCUCUCCCCCUCAGGGGGGGGAAAGGAUGGUUAUUGCCCCUCUCCAUAGGAGGAUGGUUUUUUUUCUCUCUCAAUAGGAGGAUGGUUUAUUGUCCCUUGCCCGUAAGAGGAUAGGUUAUUUUUCUCCUGUCAGUAGGGGAAAUAGGUUUUUGUUCUUCCUCUCUCUAAAAAGUAGGGGGAUUGGUUAUUUUUCUCUCUCUCGUGGGAAUUAUAUUUAUUGUCUCUCUUUCCCCUUUUCCCCGUAGGAUGAUAGGUUUUGCCCUCUCUCCCCGUAGGGGGAAAUGGGUUUUUAUUGCCCUCUCCCCAGUAGGGGGAAGGGUUAUCCCCUCUCAAUAAAAGGAAAAGGUUAUUGUCUCUCUGUCAUAGGGGGGAUGGUUUUGCCCUUCUUCAUUAGGGGGAUGGGUUUUUGUCUCCUUCAUUGGGAAGGGAUGGGUUUUUUGGGUUCUCUCUCUCCUCCCCCAGUGGGAAAGGAUAUUUUAUUGUCCUCUCUUCAGUAGGGGAUAUGUUAUUGUCUCUCUCUCCUCCCCUUUGGGAUGAUAGGUUAUUGUCUCUCCCCUUAGGAGGAAAAGGUUUUGUCUCUCUCUCAUAGGAGGAUAUGUUUUUGUCCCUCCCUCUCAUUAGGAGGAUAGUUAUUUCUCUCUCUUUCUCAGUAGGAGGAUAGGUUUUUGUCUCUCUCUCAGUAGAGGAUGGGUUUAUUGUCCCCCCUCUCUUUCUCAGUGGGAGGAUAGGUUUUCUCUCUCGGGUACGGAUAAGUUAUUGCCCUCUCUGUGGAAAAGGUUAUUUUUCUCCCCUCGUAGAGGUAGGUUAUUGUCCUCCCCAGUAGGGGAUGGGUUUAAAUUACUUUUCCCCCCAUAGGGGGGAUGGGUUUUUUUCUCUCUGUCAGUAGGGGGAAAGGGUUUUAUUGUCCCUCUGUCAUGGGGAGGAUGGUUUAUUGUCUCUCUCUUAGGGGGAAAUGGGUUAUUGCCUCUCUCUCUCAGUAGGGGGGAAAUAUGUUUUUGCCUCUCUCUCAGUAUUAGGAAAAGGUUAUUGUCUUUUCCCCUCAUAGGGGGAUAGGUUUUUCCUCUCCCCCUCAGUAGGGGGGAUGGGUUUUUUGUCUCGCCCUCAAAAGGGGGAAAUUUAUUGUUUUCUGCCCGUAGGACGAUGGGUUUGGGUCUCUCUGCCCAGUGGGGGAUAGGUUUUUUCCCUCCUGUCAGAAAGGAGGAUAGGUUUUUGGGUCUCCUCUCAUAGUAGGUAGGUUAUUGUCUCUCUCCCCCGGGUUUAGGAAAGGUUUUUUUCCUCUCUCAGUGGGGGGAUGGGUUUAAAUUGCCCCCUCUGUCAGUAGGGGAAUAGGUUAUUUCUCUCUGUCUUUGGGGAGGAAAGGUUAUUUCUCUCUCAGUAGGAGGAUGGGUUUAUUGUCUUUCUCAUUAGGAGGAUAGGUUAUUGUCUCUCUCGGGUGGGAGGAUAGGUUAUUGUCACUCUCAGUAGGAGGUUUGGUUUUUUGGACUCUCCCCCCGUAGGGGAUGGGUUAUUGUCUCUCGGUCAGAAAGGGGGAUGGGUUUAUUUUCCCCCCUCAGUAGGGGAAUAGUUUUUUUGUCCUGUCUCAGAAAGGAGGAUGGGUUAUUGUCCUCUCUCUCAUUAGGAAAUAUGUUAUUGUCUCCCAGUGGGAGGAUAGGUUUUUGUCUCCUCUCGAGGGGGAAUGUUAUUGUCUCUCUCUCGUAGGAGGAAAAGGUUUUUGGCCCUUCCCCUCUUUCCCAGUAGGAGGAUGGUUUUAUUGUCUCCUCUCAGUACAGGAUAGGUUUUUGGGUCUCUCUCUUUCUAAAUUAGGAGGAUGGGGGUUUAUUGUCUCUCUCGAAAGAAAGGAUAAUUAUUGUCUCUCGGGGUAGGAGAAUAGGUUUUUGUCUCUCUCAGUGGGAGGAUGGUUAUUGUCACUCUCGGGGAGGAUAGGUUAUUGCCCUCAUUAGUAGGGGGAUAGGUUUUUGGGCCCUCUGUCAGUAGGAGGAUAGGUUUUUUUCUUCUGUCAUUAGGAAUGGGUUUUGUCUCUCUCAGUAGGGGGAUAGGUUUUGCCUCUCUCCCCUCAGAAAGGAGGAUAGGUUUUUUCCUCUCUCUCAUUUAAGUGGGAAAGGGGUUUUGGGUCUCUCCCCCCUUCAGUAGGGGAUAGGUUUUUUCCUCCUCUCUCAUGGAAAAGGAAGGUUAUUGCUCUGUCUCGUGGAGGAUAUGUUAUUGUCCCCCGGUCUUGGGAAAAAUGGUUGUCUCUCUGCCCGUAGGGGGAUGGGUUUUAUUUUCUCUCUGUCAGUGGGAAAGGAUGGGUUUAAUUGUCUCUCUCUCAUAGUAGGAAGGUUUUUUGUCCUCUCUCAAGGGGGGAUAGGUCAUUGUCUCUCUCAGUGGGGGAUGGGUUUAUUGCUCUCGGGCAGAAAGGAGGAUGGUUUAAAUUGUCUUUUGUCAGUAGCAGGAUAGGUUAUUGUCUCUCUCAAUAGGAGGAUAGGUUAUUGUCUCUGUCAGUAGGAGGAUAGGUUUUUGUCUCUCUCUCUCAGUAGGAGGAUAGGUUAUUGUCUCUCUCUCUCUCAGUAGGAGGAUAGGUUAUUGUCUCUCUCUCUCUCUCUCAGUAGGAUGAUAAGUUGUCUCUCUCUCAGUUGGAGGAUAGGUUAUUGUCUCUCUCAGUAGGAGGAUAGGUGAUUGUCUCUCUCUCUCAGUAGGAUGAUAGGUUAAUUUUCUCUCUCAGUAGGAGGAUAGGUUAUUGUCUCUCUGUCAGUAGGAGGAUAGGUUGUUGUCUCUCUCAAUAGGAGGAUAGGUUGUCUCUUUGUCAGUAGGAGGAUAGGUUAUUGUCUCUCAGUAGUAGGAUAGGUUAUUGUCUCUCUCUCAGUAGGAGGAUAGGUUAUUGUCUCUCUCUCAGUACGUUGAUAGGUUAUUGUCUCUCACAGUAUGAGGAUAGGUUAUUGUCUCUCUGUCAGUAGGAGGAUAGUUUAUUGUCUCUCUGUCAGUAGGAGGAUAGGUUAUUGUCUCUCUCAGUAGGAGGAUAGGUUAUUGUCUUUCUCAGUAGGAGGAUAGGUUAUUGUCUCUCUCAGUAGGAGGAUAGGUUAUUGUCACUCUCAGUAGGAGGAUAGGUUAUUGACUCUCCCUCAGUAGGAGGAUAGGUUAUUGUCUCUCUGUCAGUAGGAGGAUAGGUUAUUAUCUCUGUCAGUAGGAGGAUAGGUUAUUGUCUCUCUCAGUAGGAGGAUAGGUUAUUGCCUCUCUCUCUCAGUAGGAGGAUAGGUUAUUGUCUCUCUCUCAGUAGGAGGAUAGGUUAUUGUCUCUCUGUCAGUAGGAGGAUAGGUUAUUGUCUCUCUGUCAGUAGGAGGAUAGGUUAGUAUCUCUCAGUAGGAGGAUAGGUUAUUGUCUCUCUCUCUCUCUCUCUCUCUCAGUAGCAGGAUAGGUUAUUGUCUCACUCUCAGUAGGAGGAUAGGUUAUUGUCUCUCUCUCAGUAGGAUGAUAGGUUAUUGUCUCUCUCAGUAGGAGGAUAGGUUAUUGUCUCUGUCAGUAGGAGGAUAUGUUAUUGUCUCUCUCAGUAGGAGGAUAGGUUAUUGUCUCUCUCAGUAGCAGGAUAGGUUAUUGUAUCUCUGUUGGAGGAUAGGUUAUUGUCUCUCAGUAGGAGGAUAGGUUAUUGUCUCUCUGUCAGUAGGAGGAUAGGUUAUUGUCUCUCUCAGUAGGAGGAUAGGUUAUUGUCUCUCUCUCAGUAGGAGGGUAGGUUGUCUCUCUCAGUAGGAGGAUAGGUUAUUGUCUCUCUCUCUCAGUAGGAGGAUAGGUUAUUGUCUCUGUCUCAGUAGGAGGAUAGGUUGUCUCUCAGUAGGAGGAGAUGUUAUUGUCUCUCUCUCUCAGUAGGAAUAGGUUAUUCUCUCUCUCUCUCAGUAGUAGGAUAGGUUAUUGUCUCUCUCUCUCUCUCAGUAGGAGGAUAGGUUAUUGUCUCUCUCAGUAGCAAGAUAGGUUAUUGUCUCUCUCUCUCAGUAGGAGGAUAG
This is a messenger RNA of Coregonus sp. 'balchen', 18222 nucleotides long. NCBI's taxonomy places the organism in Eukaryota, Metazoa, Chordata, Actinopteri, Salmoniformes, Salmonidae. The record is from the annotation of a GenBank genome assembly.